Messenger RNA from Syzygium oleosum, 1766 nucleotides. Its product is annotated as purple acid phosphatase 22-like. Gene Ontology annotation, molecular function: acid phosphatase activity; metal ion binding. The transcript has 5 exons. The record is from RefSeq and is a predicted model, not a curated record. NCBI's taxonomy places the organism in Eukaryota, Viridiplantae, Streptophyta, Magnoliopsida, Myrtales, Myrtaceae. The coding region runs from base 184 to 1533 and encodes 449 amino acids.
CCUCUGAAGCAUCAUAUUCAAGAUAUUCCAAUCGACUUACUUGACGGUAUUGCCUUCUCGUUUAUUUAAUAGAUUAUAGUGUUCCGAUUCAAAUUCCCCUAGCCCAACUUUUCUUUAUAUUCCCUCUCUCUUCCUCCCAAAAGUAUUCAUCAGUAUACACACUUUAGCUUCAUUGCUUCAACCAUGGAGAUUUGGUGUCCACGGGCGUUUCUUCUUCCUUCAACCAUUGUUGUCUUCUUCUUCGUCUUCGUGCCUCAGAUUCUCAUACAGUUCACUUAUGCUUCCGUAGAGGAAUACAAUCGACCCCCUCCCGGGAACAUCAUAUUCUCCAAGCAUAAGCGGUCUGAGUCGGAGCCUCAACAGGUGCAUAUUUCGCUUGCCGGAAGCAACCACAUGAGAGUAACGUGGGUUACGGAGGACCACAGGGCGCAUUCCACCGUGGAGUACGGCACGGCUCCGGGACAAUACACCACCAGGAUAAGAGGAGAGCAUACAUCCUAUACUUACUUUUUCUACUCCUCCGGCAAAAUCCACCAUGUCAAGAUCGGGCCCUUGGAGCCAGACACGACUUAUUACUAUCGGUGCGGUGCAUCUGGCCCGGAGUUCUCGUUCAAGAUGCCGCCUUCCACCUUCCCCAUCGAAUUUGCAGUGGUUGGUGAUCUAGGGCAAACAGACUGGACCAACUCAACCCUAGAGCACGUUGAGAGCAAGGACUACGACGUCUUCCUACUCCCGGGCGACCUCUCCUAUGCCAAUGGCCAGCAGCCACUUUGGGACUCCUUUGGCCGCCUGGUUGAGCCAACUGCAAGCCGCCGACCUUGGAUGGUUACCGAGGGCAACCAUGAGAUCGAGAUAGUUCCCAUCAUCUACACACACGGGUUCAAGGCUUACAACGCCCGGUGGCUCAUGCCCUAUGAGGAAAGUGGGUCUGAAUCCAACCUCUAUUACUCCUUCGAUGUUGCCGGUCGUAGCAUCCACAUCAUCAUGCUGGGGUCAUACACCGAGUUCAACUUCGACUCGGCUCAGUUCAAGUGGCUUCAACAGGACCUGGCCAAGAUUGAUCGGAGGGCGACACCGUGGGUGUUUGUGCUGUUGCACGCGCCGUGGUACAACACGAAUAAGGCUCAUCAAGGGGAAGGUGAGAGCAUGAGGAAGGUGAUGGAGGAAUUACUGUAUGGCGCACGGGUUGACAUCGUCUUUGCCGGGCAUGUUCAUGCCUAUGAACGAUUUACUAGGAUUUACGACAAUGAGGCUGACACUUGUGGACCUGUCUAUGUGACCAUUGGCGAUGGAGGGAAUAGAGAAGGGCUUGCAAUGUCGUACAAGGAACCAGCUUCGCCUCUCUCGAUGUUCAGGGAGGCGAGCUUUGGACACGGGAGACUGAGGGUACUCAACCACACGCAUGCGCACUGGUCAUGGCACCGCAACAACGAGACCAACUCCGUCAUCGCCGACGAGGUUUGGCUAGAGAGCUUGAGCGCCUCAAGUACUUGCAUGGGUCAACAACCAUCUUCUAUUAAGGAUGAACUUUGAGCAGGAUCGAAGCCACAAUAGAGAUACUUAGGUUCAGCAUCAGUCAAAUUGCAUAUUUGGUGGGUGUAGGUUUAUAUGUUGAAAGGUCCCAAAAAUUUAGAUAAAAUUGCAUGUUUGGCAAUCUUUCUUUUCCCUUUGAAUUCCUUCUUAGACACAGUUUCUUGCAAUUAGAUGGGAUUUUUACCCUUUGUUAAUGACACAAAUAAUUCCUCCAGAGCAAUUAAUUGGGUUUA